GAUCGCUGAACCUGAAAACGUUGAGAAAGGAUUGAGAAUGGAGGAACCGAAAACGACGUUGAGAAAGGAUUGAGAAUACUUAUUAAACAGAUUUCUGUUCUAUUUAUUAUUAUUCGAACUUAAUACAGUACCUAAUACUUAUAUCUUUCCCAAUUCGACUUGGAUCUGAUCGUAUCGAGAAUUAAGCCAUGUGUCUUAUCGAUUGGUUUUAUCGAGUUCCUGCUUCCCUCGGUCUGUGGCAGAAGGAGGCGACGAUCUUGCUUCUGGGUCCUCAAAGUGAUGAAAAGGCCGCCUUGCUUUCUAUGUCGAGAGAUAGGGUUCGUUUUCAAUUUCAUAAUUAUCUGUGUUUAUUUGAUUUUUCAUCAGUUGGGUUUAAUUGUUGUGACCGAUUUGUUCGGUUUUUAUCUAACUGGAAUGAAAUUCUGAAUCCCUAAAUCUUGUUUCAUCGUUUACGAUUCGUAAAACUCAGAAUUCCCCUCUUAAUUGAACCUGACUUGUGAGCUGAUUUUCAUCUUUUGAGCUAGGAAAAGAUGAAAAACUGAUGAACUUAACUGAUUAAGUGCCCCCACAUGCUUCAUUUUACCUUAUCUGCUUGAAUAUCAAUAAUAACUACUAGGGACU
This is a messenger RNA of Rubroshorea leprosula, 621 nucleotides long. The record is from the annotation of a GenBank genome assembly. Lineage: Eukaryota; Viridiplantae; Streptophyta; Magnoliopsida; Malvales; Dipterocarpaceae.